Molecule: messenger RNA, 918 nt
Organism: Oryzias latipes (Japanese medaka)
Lineage: Eukaryota; Metazoa; Chordata; Actinopteri; Beloniformes; Adrianichthyidae
Gene: mibp
Product: muscle-specific beta 1 integrin binding protein
Source: RefSeq, a predicted model, not a curated record
AAAACAAACUGAAGACUAGUUUAUUCUCGGAGGACUUUAAAGUUUUGGUUUUUUUUCUUCGAUAGUUUUUGUUUUCUCGGUGAAAGGAACAGAAAAAGAAGCGAUGAAGUACAUUAUAGGAAUUGGCGGUGUCACAAAUGGUGGUAAAACCACUUUGACCAACAAACUGAUCAAGACUUUGCCAAACUGCUGUGUUGUUCACCAGGAUGACUUUUUCAAGAAACCCGAUCACAUACAAGUCGGGGAGGAUGGAUUUAAACAAUGGGACGUGAUCACAGCGUUGGAUAUGGAAGCCAUGACCAACACCAUAAAGGGCUGGAUGGAGAACCCGGUGAAGUUUGCGCGCUCGCAUGGGGUCGCCCUGUCCCCGGUGCCGGCCGUGGCGAGCAGCGAGGAGCAGGUUCACAUCCUGAUUGUGGAGGGCUUUCUGCUGUACAACUACGCGCCCCUGCUGGAGGCCUUUGACAAGUGCUACUACAUCAGCAUCCCCUACGAGGACUGCAAGAGGAGGAGAAGUACGAGGCAGUACACCGUCCCAGACCCCCCCGGCCUGUUUGAUGGUCACGUGUGGCCCAUGUACCAGAAACACAGACGGCAGAUGGAGGACAGCGGCUUAAACAUCGAGUAUCUGGAUGGUGUGAAAUCCAAAGAGGACCUCUACAACCAGGUCUACCAAGAUAUUCAGAACAACCUGCUGAAUCGUUUAUAGCAGGAAGAAUGUGACCUUCUUCUGUACAGGACGUGUAAAUAGCAUCUUUUUGUUCUUUUUAUGAAGAAUUUUGAAAAUGUUAACUUAUGUUUUUAUCUACUGUUUGGGUUUUUUAUUUCAUAACAUUUGUUCUCAUUUCCAUAUUUGUCUGACUUUUAUCGGACCGUUUGGAUCCAAACGCAAAUAAAAAAAUUUCAAACAAGUGAAAA